Messenger RNA from Mesocestoides corti, 1884 nucleotides. Lineage: Eukaryota; Metazoa; Platyhelminthes; Cestoda; Cyclophyllidea; Mesocestoididae. The record is from the annotation of a GenBank genome assembly.
AUGGAUAGGUCUGAGGCGUUGAAGUUUUUGCGACGAAAGGAUUCCAUUCUAGAAAAUCCUGCAGUCCAAAAUACGGCUGUGAAAACCGGUGAAGAUGGUUCCGCUUCCGAUGACGACGAGAACACUGAGGAUCCAGCCAAAUUAUUGAUUGCAAAUUACAAAGGUGCAAUAGAGUUUCUUUUUGAAAUCGGCACUUGGCUUACUUACACCGACGAUGAUGCUCAAUCAACUCGAAACAUUAUUGAAUCCGUUGUUAUGGAGACCAUUUUGCAGAACUAUGACCGCUCCAAAGCUAUCAAGUGCCUCACUGAUGAUAACGUUUCUGAUACCAUGGAGUGGCUAAGCCAAAUGAUCGAAUCUCCAACCUGGCGUCAGACUAUUUACGAAUUGGCUCAGCAACCUCGCAACGAGGACUGCCCCUUCCUCUCGCUCGCAAUGCCCUGCAUAGCGGUCAAAGACGAACUCAUUGGCGAGUUGAUUUCAGUUCCCUUGGCUUGGAAUACGCUUGAGAUUUUCCUCAAGUGCGUGGCCUACAUCCUCCACCCCCUGCUAACUGCCGAUGCCGAUCUGAUUGACGAUGAUUUGUUCCUACACGACAUCGCCUUUCUUAAACCUGUCGUGAAGUCAUCCAUACAACCCACGGUCCAGUCGCUGCAGCAACAGCAGCAGUACCAGCUGGACACGAUAGUCAACUCCGAUCGGGUGGACAGUGAGGUGGAUCCAAACAAAAAGCGAAUUUACCAAAUUCUCCGUCACUUCUUGGAUAUGGGUUGCCACAGUGAACACACUUACCUAAUCAUCCAAUCCGUGUUGCAAUGCCUCAUCCGCCAGAGGAAGGACAAUUCAGCGAAGCGCCUCAGUUGGCUCCUCGAGUCGGAGGCGACCAGGCGACAUCGCGACGUCAGUCGGUACAGCGUCUACUUUUGCUUUGCGCGCGACUACCCCACCGAAGUGGCUGCCAUGCGGGUCAUCCUAUGUGAACAAUCGCUUGUUCCCCAGCAUGUAGAUGUGUUGUAUGAGUCCUACAGGGCCGAGGCUCCUCCUCCAGUCAACCUUAUUCGCCAGCCCCUCUUUAUUGUAAUGCUUGCUGAUGCCUUGUUUGCGAAUCCGGAGCGUCUGCUAAGCAAACAGCAGGAGUGCUACGCCUACAUCUACGCCUACGCCUCAGUUACCGUGGAAGAAGUGGACUGUGACACCGAGCGUCGCAUCCACUUGGACCGAUCUCGAGUCUCUGAGGCGAAUAAGGAGGUUCUUGAAGCUAGUCGUAUCUGCAAGCACUGGAACAACAUGACGGGAAGCGGAGUCAGCCUGCGGGCGUUUCGUGACCUGCCCAACCUCCUGCAAUGCCUCAACCACAGGGCAGUCGCCUUCGGCGUGUUCCGCUUCCUCUGGGUCAUCUUCCGCUCAAAACGCGUUGACUUUGAGCUCAAUCUGGAGACCAUGAAACCCUACUGCAUCGUGGUGAACGAGCUGGCCAGUGUUAAUCCAUUUAUCAGACCUGCCAUACUCUCAUCUGUCACCGACUUACUCGGCUCCGUAAUGGAGGGCAUGGAGGACCUAAGUCAGUUGGAGUACAAGCGAAUGUUGGUUGGGUUGCUUGUUCAUCUUGUCACUUGCGGUUACGUUCUGCCUACCAUCAGGACAAUGCACUCGCUCUUCGACAGGAACCGCGUGGAUGUUUCCAUUGCCAGACACUUUGUCACAGAACUCUUAAAUGUUGCUGCUCCGCCAUACGAUGUGGCUUUCAUGAACUGCUUCUACCCGCUUGUCUCCCAUCCACACAUCGUCGACGGCCUUCAGGCGGGCCGAAAUACCGAUCUCGUGAAGGAAUUCAUAGGUGAGUUCCUGCCCCAUGGUGCUCUCUGUGCGGCACCUCGACCUUAA